Molecule: messenger RNA, 300 nt
Organism: Ostertagia ostertagi
Lineage: Eukaryota; Metazoa; Nematoda; Chromadorea; Rhabditida; Trichostrongylidae
Source: the annotation of a GenBank genome assembly
GCUCGACAGUCGUUUUACGCAGCACAAUGUCCCAUUGCUUCAUGCCACCGUAGUUCGACUUCUAGAAGUGUCACACCAGAAUGAGCGACCGGCUCGGCGCCGCAUUGACAUUCCUCUUGGUGUCGCUCUUGGUGAACUCUGUUACGUCUACACUCUUGAAGGCAAUCAGUGCAGAAAGUGGUUGCAUGGUGGUUGCAGAGGUAACGGAAACAACUUUCCAACCAGGAAGGAAUGCGAAGAUAAGUGCCUCAAACACCAGCCUCCACCGGUACUGCUGCUGGUGUAUCUGGCAAAUCGGUA